AGCAUGCGCAGCCUCUACCGCAUGGCCCGCCGGCCCCACCGCCGCAGCUGCGCCUCCGCCUGCCCCGCCGACGCCCCGCCGCGCAUGGAGGAGCUGGACCACCUCGUCCUGCUGGCCCUCAUGACCGUCCUCUUCGCCGUCUGCUCGCUGCCCCUCGUCGUUCGUGCUUACGUCGGAGCGUUUGCUGCUGACUUUAAUGAAAAUGCCGACCUUACAGCCCUGAGGUUUUUAUCGGUGAACUCCAUUGUGGACCCCUGGAUUUUCAUCAUUUUCAGGACUUCAGGUUUUCGCAAGGUCCUUCAUAGGGUCUGCAGAAGACUGAACUCUAAAAAAGCCGCACCGCCUCAGCUUCUCUGAACUAGCCACCGAAGCGGCAGCGGUGACGAAUGUGGUUGCUUCCUUUCGUAACGUGAACGGGAAGACUCUUGAUCCAGUAAUUGUUUACAGAGUCCAGUGGAUCUCAGGAACGAUGCCAGAUGUGGUGAUUGUGACAUGUGGAUCAUCUCUAAACACUGUAAAAUAAUAUAGCACUGUGUUCCAGGGCAGGUAGAGUGCCUUAGUUGUUCUGCUGUGUGUGUGUGUGCGCACUACAGAGGGGGACAUGGUCCUCCGUUAUUGCGUGUUUGCCUUUCUAGUCGCAGACUGGAAGUGAAAGUGUGUGGCUCAGGCAAAUAACCGUGACUCUUACGAAGCGACCAUGCGCUGCUUUCCAGAGAACUCGGAUGACAGGACAAAUCAUGUGUUUGCGGGAUAAAGCGCUGCCCUCUGCUUCUCGGGCCCGAUUCACCGCUCCUCUCCGAGCAAGGCCCCGAUCUCUGCAUGGGCGAGCCCUGAUGCCUUUGGGAUUUCUCAUUGAUUUCAACAGGCUGCAGGCAGGCAGAUACAUCUGCCCACUCGGGGAUGUGAAAGGCUAGCCGGUUAUCUGGUUAGUGGGCAAACAUCACCCUAAACGGUUAACCCUACCAAUUCUGGUUAACCGGUAACCAGUGGGGGCUGGAGGAGCUCCCCGCCCUGCUUGCCAUGGGUAGGGGGCUGCUCUCAGCUGCAGCAGCCUCUGUCCAUGGGGAGCCUGGGUGCUUGCAGGCAGGGGUGGGCACCAGGAAGCAGUGGCAGCCACAGCCCCUACAUGAGGGAUACGAGCCAGCCCCAGCGUGGGGGUCAGAAGCUGGAUGCAGCCCCAGCUGGGAGCUGGGGGCCAGUCACAACACUGGGCUGGGGGUGAGAGCCUCAUGGGCUGGGGGUUCACCGGUGAAGCGUUAGAUCCACCUGACGUUUAACUGACCAACUGGGAAUUUACAUCCCUGCUCCCCGCAGGGAUCGGCUUAGAGGCUCCAGGCCAAAAUCAGGACUCACCCAGGUCUGUCAGGGAGA
Pelodiscus sinensis (Chinese soft-shelled turtle) is the source of this 1371-nucleotide messenger RNA. It is a transcript of the gene PTGDR, whose product is annotated as prostaglandin D2 receptor. The record is from RefSeq and is a predicted model, not a curated record. Lineage: Eukaryota; Metazoa; Chordata; Testudines; Trionychidae. Gene Ontology annotation, molecular function: prostaglandin D receptor activity. Gene Ontology annotation, biological process: inflammatory response; positive regulation of cytosolic calcium ion concentration; G protein-coupled receptor signaling pathway. Gene Ontology annotation, cellular component: plasma membrane.